Molecule: messenger RNA, 1428 nt
Organism: Lactuca saligna
Lineage: Eukaryota; Viridiplantae; Streptophyta; Magnoliopsida; Asterales; Asteraceae
Source: the annotation of a GenBank genome assembly
AUGUUUUAUACCGGAGGUUUACCUUUUAAUCUUGCAAGAAAUCCACACUAUGUCAGGGCUUUUCAGUUUGCUGCUAACAACAAAAUUGAUGGUUAUGUACCUCCUGGUUAUAAUAAGCUAAGAACAACAUUACUACAAAAAGAAAAAGAUAAUGUUCACAAGCUAUUGGAGCCGCUUAGGUUUACAUGGAAAGAAAAAGGUGUGACUAUUGUGAGUGAUGGCUGGAGUGAUCCUACAAGAAAACCUCUAAUCAACUUCAUGGCUACCUCAUGUAACGGUCCUUUGUUUCUAAAGGCAGUGAAUUGUUUUGGGGAAGUGAAAGAUAGAUUUUUUAUUGCCGAAUUAAUGAAGGAAGUCAUCAAUGAAAUUGGUCAUGAAAAUGUUGUGCAAAUAAUUACUGAUAAUGCAGCAAAUUGUAAGGCGGCUGGAGAGAUUAUAGAGAGUCAGUUUCCUCAUAUUUAUUGGACACCAUGUGUUGUUCAUACACUUAAUCUUGCUUUGAAGAACAUUUUUUCACCAAGGAAUGUGGAAACAAAUGAACUAACAUACGAACAGUGUCGUUGGAUAAAAGAAGUUCACGAAGAGGCAUUUGCAAUAAAAAAUUUCAUCAUGAACCAUAACAUGAGGCUCUCGAUUUUCACCAAGUUUACUCCUCUUAGGUUGCUUUCUGUUGCUGACACUCGCUUUGCCUCCAUCAUUGUGAUGCUUAAGAGAUUAAAACUUAUCAAAAAGGGUCUUCAAGCUAUGGUCAUAAGCGAAGAAUGGUCUUCUUAUAGAUUAGAUGACACUGAGAAAGCAAACACUGUGAAAGAAUAUAUUUUGGAUGAUGAUUGGUGGGAUAAAAUAACAUAUAUUCUUAGUUUCACUGGACCUAUAUAUGAGAUGAUUAGAGCUUGUGACACUGACAAGCCAUGUUUACACUUGGUCUAUGAGAUGUGGGAUUCUAUGAUUGAGAAAGUCAAGAUUGAGAUCUACAAGAAAGAAAAACGUCUGACAUCUCAAAUAAGUUGUUUUUACGACGUUGUGCAUCGUAUUUUAGUGGCUCGAUGGGCGAAGAAUAACACUCCCCUACAUUGUUUAGCUCACUCUUUACAUCCAAGUGAUGCAUGGUUAAUGGAGGAUUCUACAAGAUGCGCUCCACAUAGGGAUGGAGAAAUUUCACAAGAAAAGGAUGAAAUGUUUUCGAAGAGUACUUUCGCAUUUAUUCACUCGCUUAAAAGGAACAAGUUGACUACAAGUCGUGCUCAAGACUUGGUUUACGUCCACAAUAAUCUCCGACUUUUGUCAAGGACUCCGAAAGAUGAUGUAAAGAUGUGGGAUGUGGGUGGAGAUGCUUUUGAUUCAAUGGAAGACGUCGGGUUUUUGGAGUUUGCAGAUCUCUCACUAGAUGAACCCGACUUUGAAAAUGAUUUGAUUAUUGAUAAUUAG